GCCGCUCGCACGCUAAUCGUUCACAUCGGCGAAGAACGAGGAGAGGAAAACUGCCACAGCCACUGCUGGGAGAAUGCGGCGGGCGACAUGAGUCGACAGCAGGACGAAGAUGGGGUGGUUUUGACUGCCUACUUCAGCAACAGCGAAGCCCUGCCGCCCGCGGGGGGGACGCGCUGCGCAGACGGAGCAACGGGCUCUCCAGCCAGCUGCAAGACGGGCCACCGCAUCGUCCGUAGCCCUGCCAGAAACGCCCGGAGGAAGGCGGCGCUCGACCGCUGCGCCUCGCAGGACUCCCUGGACGAGCUGUCGCUGGAUGACUACUGGAAGGAGGUGGAGAAUAUCCACCAGAGCAGCGGGAGCGAUGCGGAGCAGCAGGACGAGGUGCAGUUGAAGGUUCCCGAUGAGGGAGAACAGGAGGAGGCGUGGCUUGCCGAGGCAGGGCUGGCCACCCUGUUCGAUGAGUCGGUCGCGGUCCCGGAGGACACCAUGUCCUUGCUGUCGACGCUGACGCGGACGCAGGCGGCGGCAGUCCAGAGGAGGGUGGAGACUGUCAAGCAGACGCUGCGGAAGAAGAACAAGCAGCACCAGGUCCCUGAUGUGCGGGACAUCUUCAAGCCUCCGAGCUCACAGGGGGAAAAGCUCAAGGGUGAAGCUCUGCCAGCAAAGAGAAGCGAAAACGGAAAAGGAGAAGUUUCCUCGGACGGACAGGCCGGCAGCGUCUGCGAAAACGGGGAGGGCAUCGCGGCGCGGUCGGAGACGCACGUCGACCUCGAAGCCUCCUUCUCGGAGCAGGCCCUCGUGUACAAGGAGGGGACAAAGGGUGGCGGAGCCCCGAGCGAUGCUGACGACAAGUUGCCGACUUUCAGGAUACCCAGAGAGAAGACCGGUACAACAAAGGUGGGCGACCUUGGCCCUGCAGACAUGAAGAAGGUGCAGCGGCUGGCGCUCAUUGAAAUGACGGCGCUGUUCGACACGGCAUCGAUCGACCUGAAGGCCCACAAGGCUGUCAAGCUCAAAUUCAAAGAGUCGGGGCUUUUCGGAGUUCCUCUCUCAACUCUUUUGGAGCAGGACCAAAAGAGAGUACCGGGGACUAAAGUCCCCCUGAUCCUUCAAAGGUUAAUUUCCCGCAUAGAAGAAGAAGGGCUGGAUACUGAAGGUCUCCUUCGGAUCCCGGGGGUGGCCACAAGAGUCAAGGCCAUGUGCCUGGAGCUGGAGGUGAAGUUCUAUGAGGGCACAUUCGCCUGGGAGACCCUGAAGCAGCACGAUGCCGCCAGCGUGCUCAAGCUCUUCAUCCGGGAGCUUCCGCACCCUCUGCUGACCGUGGAGCACCUGAGCGCCUUCACGUCCGUGCUCAAGCUGCCCACCAGGAAGCAGCAGCUGCAGGCACUGAACCUGCUGGUGCUACUGCUGCCGCAGGCCAGCCGCGACACGCUGAAGGUGCUUUUGGAGUUCUUCGAAAGGGUCAUUGACCACAAGGAGCAAAACAAGAUGACUCUGAACAACGUCGCCAUGGUGAUGGCGCCCAACAUCUUCAUGUUCAAGGGCUUCCGCCACAAGAUCAGCGAGCAGCAGGAGUUCAACAUGGCCUCCGAGAUGGCCAACAUUGUCCGACUGCUAAUCCGGUACCAGAACUUGCUCUGGACGAUUCCUAAGUUCAUAAUGGACCAGGUGAGAAAGCAGAACAUGGAGAAUCAGAAGAAGAUGUCGAGAGACCGCGCGAUGAGGAAGAUCCUGAAGAAGAUGGCGUACGACCGCGAGAAGUCCGACAAGCAGGAGAAAAAUCCAGCAGAGGGGGACGGCGCUCAGGGAUUCAUCCGCGUUCAGGCCCCGCAGUUCUCCAAGAUCUCCAUGGCGGUGCAGCUCACCAACGACCUGCAGGCGUCCGACAUCCUCGCCCGCUUCGUCAACCAGGAGAGCGGUCACCCCGUGAAGAGGGAGGACAUCAGCCUGUACGAAGUUGGAGGCAACAUCAGCGAGCGGUGCUUGGACGAGGAGGCCUACAUGAAGGACCUCAUGGAACUGAACCCCAGCGCGGACUGGGUUAUCAGGCCCGUGCAGCGCUAACGCGUAGCUCUGCGCCGACCCCUCCCUGAGCACUACGCGGGACCAGGGGACGCUCCAAACUUGUACUGUUUAUUCUACUUUGAAGUCGGACCGAGCGGGACGGUGGCGCCGCGGUGCCCCCUCACCUUGGUGUCCGGGUAAACUAAGGAAACGCGAGCGGUGGCUGCAAUCGUGGGUAAUCGUCCGGCACGUUCUUCAAGCGACGGACGAGAUGCUGCGGAACCGAGCCUUUUCCCGUUGCCCUUCUAGAACGUGUCGGAACAUGCCCGCGUGGCGAGGGAGGUCAGGAGAAGCCCGGCGAGCGGUCGGGGAACGGGCUUCGAUUUGUACCGGUGAUCUCCGCUCACCGUUACGGUCUUUCUGACGGGCCGCUGGACCGGGGUGGCUCCGCGGCUCAGGUGAACGGAGCUGUAUUUGGAUGACAUCGCUGUUACCUAGCAACCGAAUCACUGGUCCUCUUUAAAAUGCACAGGAAAACGAGUGUAGACAUAAACAACGUACCACUAUUUUCUGACACCGAUGAACAUGAAAAAUUACUUAUUGAGAAUAGUCUGUCGAAGCUCGUGGCAGUGACCCGACAAUAACCUGUUAACUACUGCUCACGAAUUAUUUUGGAUAUUUUCAUGGUUAUGGUAGUGUAAUGUUGGGGGUGUAAACAUGUAUUAACAAACGAUGGUAACUUUGUUCCAUCCCUACUGCACAAGCAUGUUUGAUGUGUGGUUUGUAACACGGAAUUCAGGAGCACAUUAUAGCACCUUCGCUUUUAAGUAGCCAAAAAUACGCUGCGUUUAUGUUGUCCCGUUAGAAGGAUAAGUCUGGUUUCUCCGUUGCCGUUGGAUGUAGUGGCACGGCGCCGGGCCGUCUCGCGCCGUUUGUGGGUCUGCGACGAGCCGAAAGUCACGGGAAAACUUUUUUUUUUUUUUUUUUGGGCGAAAUAAAGAAUUCACUAAUGCCGACUGCCAAAUUGUGUUGUAAAUGGUGGUAUGACGGGACUGGGAUCGACUUGGGUGCCUUACGUCACCGCAGAAUUCAGUUUUAUGUGCUUGCAUCAGUUAAAAGUUUGAGUACACUUGCUGAAGCUAGUUUUUUUCCAUAAAUGGAAUGGUUCUAAGUCAAGGUGAUUACUCCGAGUUGUCCUUCACCUUCCUUAUUGACCCGAUAGCCCUUGUAUAACUUUGAGUUAUCCAGCCAGGUAGUCACCUUGCUGAAAAGUGAAGUCGUGCAUCAUUAUUAGCCAUAGUCCUCGUGGAAGGGCAUGCCUGUGAAGUGCUAUGAUAGCCAUGCUGGUUGAGAUUGUCAUGGACUUGGCGAACAUCACCAAGUCAGCGAGCGCUAAAGCAGCACCAGACCAUGACCCUGUCUCCUCCGUGCUGGCCAGUGGGAACCACACGGGCACAACUCUUGCGCUCACACACACUGUUUCUUAUAAACACUCAAGGGUUCGUCAGACCAACUCCUCCGGUGUAGACUUUGUUUUUUUUUUUUUUUUUUUUCCCCUCACCCGGGAAAGUUUGGGUUCAAGCAGGUGUAUUUUAACUGGUAUCGGAGGACAUCUCUUCCCAGACGGGGAGGUCAGCACGUCAGCAAGGCAAAAGAAGCAAAACACUUGAGAGAAAAUUUGUAAAAAAAAAAAUCAUUAAAUCUGUAAAUGAACACGCUUGGUACCGAUUUUUGUGACACUUGAUCCUGAAACACGAAAACGUACUCCUUCCUUGCUCGCCGUAAUGUUGCUCUUCUGUCUCUUGCAGAAAUGGGGGGCAACGGAGUAAAUCAUGAUUUUUAUUUGUCCCGCCUUGACUUUACACUGUGAACGUACUUAUUUACACUAAAGCGUAUAUGUUUGUUUUUUUUUUUUGCACUAUCUCAAGUUAACCACUAAUACCGGUUGUAAAUAAA
Molecule: messenger RNA, 3960 nt
Organism: Scleropages formosus (Asian bonytongue)
Lineage: Eukaryota; Metazoa; Chordata; Actinopteri; Osteoglossiformes; Osteoglossidae
Gene: arhgap18
Product: Rho GTPase activating protein 18
Exons: 15
Coding region: 88-2064 (658 amino acids)
Biological process (GO): signal transduction; regulation of actin filament polymerization; regulation of small GTPase mediated signal transduction
Cellular component (GO): cytoplasm
Molecular function (GO): GTPase activator activity
Source: RefSeq, a predicted model, not a curated record